This is a messenger RNA of Anopheles coluzzii, 9296 nucleotides long. RefSeq names its product cleavage and polyadenylation specificity factor subunit 6 (gene Cpsf6). Gene Ontology annotation, biological process: mRNA alternative polyadenylation. Gene Ontology annotation, cellular component: mRNA cleavage and polyadenylation specificity factor complex. The record is from RefSeq and is a predicted model, not a curated record. Lineage: Eukaryota; Metazoa; Arthropoda; Insecta; Diptera; Culicidae. Gene Ontology annotation, molecular function: mRNA binding. Bases 381 to 2318 code for a protein of 645 amino acids. The transcript has 6 exons.
CGAACAGCGGCUACAGCCGGACUGACAAAUGUCGAACGUCGGAAAAAAUAAGUUUCUCCACUGAGGAAAGUACUUUUUCGUGCAAUUGGUAUCCAUCAAACGCUGCAGUUUACUUCAUCGCGCAAGUAAAGUAUGAAAAGUGUGGUAGAGCGUUAGUAUUUUGUCCCCCAAAGAUAGUUGAAAGUAACGCUGUGUGCAGAGGGAAGACCGGCAAAGUGCAGAAGAAGCGGAAAAGCCAGUUUUUGUAUCGCUGGUAAUUUGUAGUGGUGGUAGUGCAGAGAGGGCCGCUAUAUCUGCCUGUGUGCUGUCCGUGUGGUGGUGUGGUGUCAUCGACGGUGUAAAAGAGCUUUACACAGUCGCGCUGACUGAAGCAGAGAAAGAUGGCCGAUGGCGUUGAAAUCGAUCUGUACGCCGAUGAUUUGGACCAGGAUUACGCGCAAAACAAUGACGAUUUCGGUGGCGAUAGUGGCGACCUGUACGACGAUGUAAUCGUACCAUCCGGGGACCGCAACAAUGCGGGCAGAGGCCCGUCGAUGGACCGGGGCGACGGUGUCGAUACGAAUGGUUCGUACCACCAUCAUCCCGGGGCUUGGUCGCUCAGCCACAUUCCACGCCGUCAUCAGCUGUACGUGGGCAAUCUGCCCUGGUGGACGACGGACCAGGACAUCACCGACUCGGUCGCGGACGUUGGCGUGAACGAUUUCCAGGAGGUGAAGUUCUUCGAGAAUCGUGCCAAUGGACAAUCGAAGGGUUUCUGCGUGAUUUCGCUCGGUUCGGAAAACAGCAUGCGGCUCGUAAUGGAACGACUACCGAAGAAGGAACUGCACGGUCAGAAUCCGGUCGUGACACUGCCAACGAAGCAGGCGCUGAAUCAGUUCGAAAGCCAGCAAAAAACCCGACCCACGCCACCGGCACCAGGGCAAAGCAAUGGACCGCGACCGCCUGUACCCGGCAUGCCGAUGGGUGGCCCGGGCGGACCAGGUGGCGGCCACGGAGGACCGGGCAUGGGAGGGCCGGGAGGGCCUCCGGGUGGCGGUCCUGGUGGACCGGGAGGACCAGGUGGUAUGGGCGGUCCCGGCGGACCGCAGCCACGGAUGAUGAACCCCAAUAUGCCGCCGGGCAUGCGUCCACCGCACCCGCACAUGUCCGGACCGAUGCACAUGCAGGGACCGCACGGCGGACCGGGCGGGCCACCGCGACCACAGGGACCGCCAAUGCAUCAAGGGAAUGGACCACCGCAGCAACCGCCUCGAUUCCAGAAUCAAAACCAAUGGAAUGGUCCGCCACGAAUGAACGGUCCGCGACCAGGCGGCCCGGGGGGUCCAGGCCCAAUGCAGCACAGGCCGCAAAUGUUCCAAGGACCGCCGAACGGUAUGCCACGUGGACCACGCCCGGAAUGGAACCGGCCGCCCAUGCACGGUGGUUACCCGCCGGGUCAUCCUGGUGGCCCCGGACAGGGACCACCGCACAUGCAGGGAGGGCCACACGGACCGCGCGCUCCCCAUCACGGAUCGAUGGGUGGGCCGCCGGGACCGCAAGGUCCUGCCCCGCACGUGAAUCCGGCGUUCUUUAAUCAGGGCGGUGGCCCACCGAAUCAUCCCAAUGGAGGUGGCCCCGUCGGACCGCCGCACGGUCCACAGGGACAGGGCGGGGGACCGCCGCAACACUUCAACCCACAGGGUGGUGGAGCUCCACGGGGCGGUCCAUGGCCGGUACAGGGUGGCAAGCCGCCGGGUGCGCCAGGCGGAUUCCCUGAACAUCCGGUCAUCACCCCGCAGCUGAGCGAAGCCGAAUUCGAGGAGAUUAUGACCAGGAACCGUACAGUCAGUAGUUCCGCCAUCGCGAGAGCCGUAUCGGAUGCCGCUGCUGGCGAAUACUCAAGCGCAACCGAAACACUGGAAACGGCGAUCUCGCUUAUCAAGCAGUCCAAGGUGGCUCAAGACGAACGGUGUAAGAUUUUGAUUGUCUCGCUGCAAGACACGCUGCACGGCAUCGAGGCGAAGAGCUACACCCGGCGAGAGCGUUCCCGGUCGCGCGAACGCUCGCACAGACGCCAGCGCCGGGAGCGGUCAACGUCACGCUACCGGGAACGUUCGCGCGAUCGCGAGCGGGAGCGUGAGCGUGAUCGGGAUCGUGACCGUGAACGUGAUGGCUCUCGCCGAUCUCGCCCAAGGAAAUCUCCGGAACCGGCCACUGAUAACGCAACGGAUAGCUCGUCGAAACGGUACUACAACGACGAUCGCUACCGUUCGUCGGAUCGUGAGCGGGAGCGCGAUCGCGACCGCGAGCGCCGUGAAGAUCAUCGAUCACGGCAUUAAGUAGUGCUAAAAUGAACCCUUAUAUUUUCGAACGCUACUAGCAAAACGGAACUAGCUGGUUGCCUCAAAAUUCCUGCAACGCUACACUACAAUUGAAUUCUAAAGUUUUUGGGCGAUUGUCUUUUUUGACAGUUCAGUUCCCAUUUCCAUGGAGAGAAGUUAAUGUGAAACAAAAUGAACUACACACACGGUCCGCAGCCCGAUCCUUUUGCCCCGUAAUACUUCCCCCAGUUUUAUAUAUGUAUCGAUGUUUCCCCACAUCUCGCCCAAAGUUUUUGAAAGUAGUUUAAUUUGAAGUUUUGGUUUCUAUUUUGUAUAAAAUUAGUGCAAAAGUCGUUCCAAACAUGGAGCAAAAUGUAGUAAGUUCAUUGUGAAACAAGAAUAUCUCAUAUACACGUUUUAAUUGCACGACGCUCUCGAGUUUCCCCCUGAUCUCGUUGCACUUACAAAAGCGCCGCCGUAUCGUCUCUCUGUAUGCAAAGUGUUUAGACGGAGAAUGUAUCUUCUUUUUUUAAAUUCCAUUUGCACUAUAACUAUUCUACCAAAAUGAGACGUGGGAAGCAUCUGAGAGCAUAAUAAUACGCCACAUAGCUAAAUGUAACGCAGAGAAGGACGCAUCGGAGCGCAGGCAUGGUGACAAAGAUUUAAGGCGCGCAACGGCAAAGAGGAAGCAUCAAUAUAUAUUCAAACUAUACAUCCAUCCCGCUCUACUACUAGCAGAGUACACUUCCCAUCAUUGGCGUUCCUCUAAGCAAGCAGCAACAGGAAUGACAAUCUGGUGCAGCGACAACAGUGUUGUGUGCAAGCAUGCGCGCGUGUGUUUGGUGUGUGUGUGAGUGUUGUUCCGUCAGUGGUUUAAAGAUCUGUUACAACUCCUGAAGACUCCUUGCGGGUCGUGUGCGUUCCGUGUGUACAUCCUGCUACGUACGAUCCAUGCCCGACGGCAGUGGGUGCAUCUUGAACGGUCAGCAGACUCAGCAUUGACAACGCAACGACUCCCAGCACUUCCCGGCGGCAGUAGUUUCCUGAUGGCUGCAGCAGCGGCAGCAGCAGCUGUAGCAGCAGCAGCAGCAGCAGCAGCAGCAGCAGUAAUCAUCAGCGGCAAGCGGGUAAUGCUGGAGGAGGCCACGUGUUGCUGUGACAGUGACGCACGACUCGACGAUGACGACGCUACUGAUCCGCAAAGAAGAUUGUAACACAUCCCUCUUUUUGAAGUCAAUAAUUAUAAACGUAAUCAGAGAGAAAAAAAAUCAAAAAAAAGAAAAAAAAUGUGCAAAUUUUGUGUACCGUGUUGUGUAUUCUGUCCCUCCCUUUAUCAUUAUUAUUAUUAUUAUUAUUACCACACUAGUCUUGCACAGAGAGAACGUAUUACGAAUGAAAAACCAAUGUAAUGUAUUGUGUCACACAUCUUUAAGCUAAGUUUUUUUGUUUGUUUAUUUUACGAAAACCCAACACAUGUUUUCUUUUUGUACUUCGACUAAUUUUUGUACGGCGGUAUGACUUUAUUUUAGUUUAUUCGUUUAGUUUUGUUGUAAAAAAAAACCCAUGACAGAUCGCACAUGCGACGACUGAAUAAGCACUUUGUGUGAGAGCGUGCUUGGGAGUACUGUUGUUUAUUUUAGUACUGCAGCUAGAUAGAGAUGCUUGGCUGGAAGAAGUGUAAAAACUGUUUGAUAAUUUUACUCCAGCUGAGGCAAUGCAAGGGACUAGAGAAACAUAAACAUGUUGCGACAAAGCGGAGCUGAAGUAACGGUGACGAACAUAUUGUAAAAUUAUCAAAAAUCCUAGAAGGUCUUUUGUAACACGAAACGUAGAUAUCUAAUACUGUUAAGGCCAAAUGUAACCGCGGCAUUUGUGGAAAACGGUGCAUUCCACUGUAAGCUGCCCUUAAGAGCAAAUGAGCUUCUUACUGUACCCCGAUCUUCGUCGGCCCGAAAAAGCCAACUCAUCUUUUUUGAGGAAUCAAACAAAUAUUGCGAUGUCGGUGUUAAAACUGAUGUAAACUUGUUACUGUGUAGCAAGUGCGUGUAUGUAUGUAACAUUUAUGUACCUUUGAUCAAUGGACGUUGGGGGAGAAGUUAAAGGACGAGCACAGGCGGUAUCGAGAAUCCAUUUGUAUCAUGAUUCACGAUGCCCAAGCAUAUGCCCCACAUUUUAUGUAUAAAGGCUGUGUUGUAAUGACAGAAAACCUAUGUCCUGUUUCUUUUUAUAAAAACAAGAUCAAAUUGUACGACGGGAUUUGUACAGUAUAGCAAAGACAACAGAUAGAAUUAAGUAAAGUGUACAAAACGCGUUCUAUCUUUACUGACGAGCUUUAUAUGUAUGUAGUAUUAUUACGAAAACUACCAUCUAGACGCUUUUACCUUUUGUAAAUUUAUUACUUUGCGUUAUUAGACGAGCUGCUCUCUUCUUGGUAUUUAUCAUUCUCGUUAUUUGUACAAUGCGUGUAGCGCGUUAUCUCUUGCGUCUAGUUUUACCAAAAAGAAAGAAGGAACAAAGAAACAUAUCAGUCAUAUUUAAGGAUUUUUUUUUGCAAAUGCAUAUUUGUAAGGGCAUUACACACUUGAACUGUACGCGAAGAAAGGGAAUGCAACGAGGCAAGACUGAACUCUCUGUCUCUAAGACUGUGAACGUAUCUCAUUACAUUCAAGCCAUUUUAAACAUUUGGGACGGGCAGCAGUUGACUUGCAUACUCGUAGAUUGAUAACUUAUUAUUUUUUAAUUGUUAUAUUAUAAUGUCAGAAACCUGCAAUGCAAACUAAUACCGUUGUAAGUGGUUCACAAUAUUGUUAAGACACUGUGGAAGAAAUUUGGGCUUAGCAAAGUAGUACUAUUGUGAUUGGACGUUUUUAACAAGCUUGUUAAACUACUCCGUGAUCCGUGUAUCGAUUAAUAAGAUGUUGAACGUAUGAGGACGUACCGAUUCGCAGAAUGUCUAAACAUUUACUAUAUAAUGUGUCUUUUGUAACAAUUUUAAACUCAAUUAUUCUAUCCUGUUAUGGGGAUUCUCGAUCCUAGUCGGGUCCAAGGUCCAUAAAUUACUACAGGUCGUUGCGUACAGUGUACUUCGACAAAUUUUCAUUACACAGCUAGGGAGUCCACAGUUACUUAGCAACUCAUACAAAGCCCUUAGCAAUCCUUGCGCCAUAUGUGCCAAUCUCCAUAGAAAUCUCCAUCCAUUAUGGCCACCAAAAACACAGCUAAGGACCCACCUGUAGUCUAUCUAGGCACCUUGGUCGAGUCGAGAAAUUUGACUCGAUUGCUUUUUGAAAUAUGGUUGCUUGUAAAAAAAAAAUCUGGUAUGAAAAAUCAAACGAGACGGGCAGUCGACGUCACAGUAGGCGACAGUCAGAGUAAUCUCUCAGAGAUGACCUUAAAAUACGCUUAAAAAAAAUUGAAUGUUAGCCAUAAAAAAUAAGGAAUUUCUUCAUAGACAAUCAUAGGAAAUGGUUUAUUCUAGUCUAAUUUCUAAUUGAAUUAUAGUUUGUUUUUAUUUGGUCCGUCAGCUUUGGUUAAAUGGCUUUCUUUAAUUAAUUUUUAACACAUAUCAGUCAUCUCAAAUGGUCAUUGCAGAAAACUGAAAUAUUUUUCUUCAAAACUAGCAUUUUGAUAUUGAGAACAAGUGGCUUAAAUCGAGACUCUGGAAUCGAAAAAAAAAAAACGAUUUCGCUUUAUUUAUAGAACUCUUCUACUAGACAGACACAUUUCUAUGGCAACCUCGAAACAGCAAUAGAAUUCCGCGAUAGUUUAGUAGCCUAGUAGCUCCUAUUUUCUUAACAAUAUUCAACUCGACGUCGACACAUCUCGUUUGCGCAAGAACAGAAUAAGCCUGAAUAAUACUCCAUAAAGAAAACAAUGCCCAACAGGAUUAACUUCUUAACGUCCUAAGGGAGGAAUUGUGUAUGAAACCCAACGGUGGUUGGAUGGAAUCAAUUAUUCCUGCUGGGAACUCUCCGGGGUGUGCGAUCGAUGAAAGGACAAGCUUUCCCAAUACGCUAAGACACGCAUUGUAUUAAUUAUCAAUCAGCCCUCGAAAUGGUACAUACAUCCCUCUGCUUUUACACAAAAUUGUAAUUAUGAAUAGGACAAAGAGACUCGAUUUUAGUUGGGUUUAUCGCGUUGUUACUGUUACGUUAUAACAUCCUGUUGAAUGACGCAGAAUUAACUGUUAGAUAAAAAAUUGGGGAGGGUUGAGCUGACACAGUAUGCCAUGAGACGAUUGUUUCGUCGUAAACACGAACUACAAAAAGGUAAGCAUUUUAAAACGUUGCCUAAUCUAUACUAUAAAAUUACACUAAAUAGUCGUAAGAGGGUAGAGUAAAUGUAAAUGUGAGUGCCAGUAGUAGAGAGCAUUGUGUUGUUAUACAUUUGUAAGCAAACUCGUUGUAGGAUAUUCCAGUAGUUUGAUAGGCUCUCAUUUAAAUGAGCGUAACAUUAGUGAACGACUGAAGGCAUUUUGCCCCCUGCAAACAAUGUAUUACCUGAAAACUUAUGCGAACAAUGUGAAGGUCAAUGUUUUAUUAUUCCAAGUUUUAAACAUUCUCUCUCUCUCUCUCUCUCUCAUAAUCUCUCCCACAACUAUUAUUAUUAGGACAGCAUGUUCUAAAAAUGUCCAAAAACACACUACACGGACUCAAGUCUUCCACAACACCCUUUUGCUGUGAUAUACUCCUGGUUGUACGUGCUAUACGGUAACGAAAAUCGAUCAAACCCGAUAUGUGUUGUUCUAGUUUUGUAAAUGAAUGGAAAGCUUUUCUACAAAAAAAACGUUGUAACAACAAUUAGCAAAGAACAGAACAAACAAACCAAUCCAAUAAGAGGGAGAGAGAAAGAAGAUAGAUAAAAAACAUACAAAAAACACAACGAGCGAAUUUGUUUAAAAUUAAAUGUUUAUUUUAUUUCCGUUUGCUUUCUCCUUAUUAUGUUUGUUUUGCGUCUCCCAUUUCAUUAUCUUCUUUUGUGUUUUCGUUUUGUUUUUUUUUUCUUCAACCAGCGCCACCCUUUAUUUUAUGUGUUUUUUCCUCUUCUUUUCCGCCUUCUUGCGCACAUUCUUUGUUUCGCGUUUUGUUUCUUUUCUUUUUUGCGUAUUCUCUUCCCUUCUCUGUUUCUUCUCAAUUCGUACAAUUCGUUUUCGAUUAUUCACAGUGAUUUCACAAAAUAUAGCCUAAAAUACACGAACCAUCUCAACGCACACGUUUCAAACUUCCCGCCAUUAUUUAUAUAUGCUCUUUUUCUGUUCCAACACCAUCCUAUAUACGCCCCGCUUGUACACUCGCCAUUCCUCGCUCUGUGUGUUUUGGGUGUUCCAAAACAAAGGACAUCCCACCCUCACACAUCUUGCAACUUAACUUAAAGCCGUAUUCCACAUACUCUUCCUCAUGCCUGGGAAGAGGACCUGGGGGACCAGGAAGAGGAACCAAAAGGACCUGGGGGGCCAGGAAGAGGGGAAACUGGUUGAUCGGUACAGCGGGACAGGCUUGCGGUUGAUUAUUAUUAUUAAACAGUGUAAUUAAUAUGUUCUGUUCUACCGUGUGUAUGUGUCUGUUUGGUUUCACCGGAUAUCCGUCCCAGUAUAGCGCAGUAGGAGGAGUGUGAUCAUGGUUUUUAUUUUUUUUACUAUUAACCACUAAUCACGAAACCUGAGCAGAUCAAGAACAUGUUCAAAAGGACAAUAUAUAGAGGUGUGAGUGUAUGUGUGGCACGCAGAACCAAAGAAAGAGAGGAUUUACAUAUCUUACAAACUUUAAAUCGUGCAUGAUCGAUCGCUUACGGCUUGUACUACUUAAAUUCCCUAUACCAACCCCCAAGUUCCCCCAGUCACGACCACCGUUGCCUCUCCUGCUCGCCUUAUUAUCUUUAGUAUGUGUGUGUGUGUGUGUUUUUCUUUGCCAACCCUACACUCCCGUUCUGCUGUUCCCAAACUUAACCUAACUCCAUUGCUGCUACACUCGUGCCUUACGUGCUACUAUCGGUUUUCACAAUCAUUUUUUCCUCUUUUCUCUAAAUUACAAUCUUCCUUCCGAUUUCGUGCGAUUCUCGUUAGAACUCGAUUGUUUGAUCGUAUCCCUUCCGCUUUUCUAACGCUAUCACCAUUACGCUCCUCUAACCGUUCGCACUUUCUGGCCGUUUUCUACCGCUUUUUCGUUUCGUUUUUCACCAACUUAAACAUCAUCUCAAACGAGUCUAGGCGUGAACGUUUCUCUCUACUACAAAACGCGAUUCCAAAAAAGGGGAAAUUUGAAAAUUUCUUGCGCGUUCUUGUUUAACCGCCGAAGCUCAAGAAAGAAAAGCAAAACCUGUAGAACACAGUAACGAAUCGACUAAACGAUUACACGGUUCACAAGUGAUUCGUACACAGUUGAAAAAGAACGCAAAAUUAUGCAAAAAGAAAAAAAAACAACUCACAUAUCCGGAUAACACAAGCGAGUUCCUGUAUUCAGGUUUUAUCUCCCUGCUGCUCUUGUCGCCGUUGUUAGUUCUAUUGCUUAUUGUGGUGCAUUCAUUCAUAUUGUGUGGCCCCUUCCGCUGCUGUUACUCACUAAACAAACAAACAAACACACACACACGCAUGCUUGUGGACCUACUUCUUUGUACAGGACAUAUCCUAUUGACCCCCGGAUCGUCGGAAAAAGAAACAUUUAACAUUGAACUAAAUUUAGAUAACAGUGAUAUUAAAAAAAACACACAUACCAGAAAGCAAUAUGUAACUAACGCGAAAGAUCACUACUGCUACGAUCGCGAUCGCGUCAUGUACAAGAAACACAAAAACGGGUUGAAAUAUCCUUCUUCGUCCGUCCGCUCCAUCCUUCGCUGUACAUAUUAUUCUUCAUUUAUCGUACACACUACUGUUAAAUCCAAGGCGAGAGGAAACUAUAAUUCUAAGAUGAACCAUGAAAUCAAUUUAUACAAACACAGGGAGAAGUGGAUACAGUUAAGGGAUCGCCCUCUUUUCUUGGUGGUGGGUACGCGGGUUUUGUU